Messenger RNA from Pieris napi, 7773 nucleotides. RefSeq names its product serine/threonine-protein kinase 10 (gene Slik). Bases 275 to 4699 code for a protein of 1474 amino acids. The record is from RefSeq and is a predicted model, not a curated record. Lineage: Eukaryota; Metazoa; Arthropoda; Insecta; Lepidoptera; Pieridae. Gene Ontology annotation, molecular function: ATP binding; protein serine/threonine kinase activity. The transcript is spliced from 29 exons. Gene Ontology annotation, biological process: protein phosphorylation.
UUGACGAAAUCAAAAUGGCGUCUUUCACGAGAUAGGUACAUCCGCCGCAUACGGUAGUGCGAUAAAAAUAAUCGUGAUAUCUAAAAUUUCAUGUGCGAAUAUAAACUGUUUGUGAACUUUAUUAAGUGUUUGUGCUAAAUUAGUAACAUAGUGCAGUUUGGAAUUUAUUUUCAUCAGUUUUCUCAAGUUUCUACAAGACGCAAGCAGCGGUGAUAGCAUAAUGUAUCAAGGCGGGUGAGGCGCUGUCGCGUCGGCUCACGGCGCGUACGCAGACAUGUCGUUCUUUAAUAAUCUUAAGAAGGUGCUACACUUGGGCGGUGGAAAUGACGCGAAAAAGAAAAGAGUGUUUAGCAAUAUCAAGGAUAAUAGUGAUCCCAAUGAACACUGGGACAUGAUUGGGGAGCUGGGCGAUGGCGCCUUUGGAAAGGUGUACAAAGCCCAGCAUAAAACAACAGCCCAAUUAGCCGCUGCCAAAAUGUGUGUGUUGGACAAUGAAGAUGAUUUAGCAGACUUUACAGUGGAGAUUGACAUUUUGACUGAAUGCAGACACCCGAAUGUAGUGGAACUGCAUGAGGCGUACUUCAUUGACAAUAAGCUAUGGAUGCUGCUCGAAUACUGCGAUGGUGGCGCCCUCGACUCGGUGAUGGCGGAAUUGGAGAAAGGGCUCAAUGAAUCGCAAAUAGCCUACGUUUGUCGCGAAAUGUGUAAAGGACUGGAGUUCUUGCACUCCAUGAAGGUUAUUCACCGGGAUUUGAAGGCUGGAAAUGUACUCGCCACUAUGACUGGUGGUGUUAAAUUGGCGGAUUUCGGUGUGUCAGCGAAGAAUAAAUCAACACUGCAGAAGCACGACACUUUCAUCGGAACACCUUAUUGGAUGGCGCCUGAAGUUGUUCUCUGCGAGACGUUUAGGGACCAUCCCUAUGAUUUUAAGGUGGACAUCUGGUCGCUCGGUAUAACAUUGAUCGAGUUCGCUCAAAUAGAGCCGCCGAAUCAUGAGAUGACUCCCAUGAGAGUUCUGCUCAAGAUACAGAAGAGUGAUCCUCCGACACUUGAGCAGCCCUCGAGAUGGACGAAGCAUUUUAAUGAUUUUAUAUCCAAAGCGCUUGUGAAGGACCCAGAAAAGCGUCCAACAUCAACGGACCUUCUCAAUCACGAGUUCGUCAGUGGAAAUCUCGAUUCGAAAUCUCUGAGGGAUCUCUUACUCGAGUACAGAGCUGAGGUGGUUGAAGAAGAGCUUUUGGAUGAUGAUUCCGAGAGGAAGCGACGCGCGCGUCUAAACCGCGAGCAAUAUCAGAGGCCGCAAGAGUUUCAUCCCUUGUUGAAGGAACAUCGCAGCUCUCAAAUGCAGAUGGAGAUAGAAGAUGACUCAACGUCUGUGCGGUCGGGCGAGACGCCGGACAUCAAGAUGUCGGAACAAGACACGUCCGCUCCCCGCGCAACCGCCGCAGCCCCGCCCCGAUCGCCACGCGCUGCUUCCCCCGCGCCCCUUCAGCCCUCACAGCCAACGCAGCCAGCAAAGCGACCACACGACGACGCGGAUAUCGAUCACCGGCACGCUGACAGGAAGCCGCCCGCCCCGAAGAAAGAAAAAGGACCUGCGCCCCCUCCCCCUGCGGUGUCAGCUACCCCGCCAACCCCUACAACACCCAUUACCCCAAUACAGUCACCGUCGACCCCCACACAAGCUGGCAUACCUCCAGCCCCCACACAACCGCCUGUACAAUCAACGACACCCGUCACGCAAUCCUCUACACAGAGUACCCCAACACAAUCACCUACCCCCCUACAGACUCCAACGACCCCCAUACAAAGCCCUACAGAAACAGCGCCCUUGACGCCCUCACAGGCCGCUACGCGUGGGGGCCGCAAACAGCCCGCGCCACCACCACCAGCCCCCACUCCCGCCAGUCCCACUACCGCUGGCAAGUUUAUUGUGGAUCAGGUGUGUCGAGAAGCCGAACAGGCGGUAGAAAAACAAUCAAUCAAUCCAGAGAUACAGUUAACAGAUACAAAACCAAAGCCGGAUAGACCCGAACUGACAGACAACGAAGCUGUCAGUGUCACUGUCAAACAUGACGUUAACAGAAAUAGCACGGAAAUUGACAGGAAUAAUAUCAAAAUUGACGCCAAGACAGACGAAAAGAUAAACGAGAAAAAAACAGAUGUUAUAAAUGAAAUUAAAAGCUUCGACGAUUCUAGGAAACAAAAAGAAGUGAAGAGAAGAAGUAUGGAGAUUGAGAGCAAACUCGAAAAGUCCAAAAGUCUAGCCACGCAAAGGCAAAGUCUCACCGAUGUCAGAGAGACAUACGAAAAGAGAGCUUUGGAAGAGAGGAAGAGCUUCGAUUCAGAGGUGAGAGAGGUUAAAAGAGAGGGAGAGAAGGAGAAGGCUAGAUCGACGGAUGAGAUAGGUGCGAGCGAGACGAAGAGAGUCAGUGCUGAGAUCAGUAGAAUCGAGUCGAGGUCGCGGAGUAUGGACGAUAAAGAUCGGUUGGAUCGGGCGAUUCGGGAUUAUUCGAGAUCCAGUUCGAUAGAUAAGAGUUCCAUCGAGAUAAAGCCAGUUGUGACACCAACCCGUCAGCCAUCACCAUCCCAAGCGGUAACAGUGGUGUCGGUGAGCGCUGAACCGAACUCCUUGGACGCGGUGCCUUGCGGUCUCGUCACUGUAACCACGACGCAUCCUCCCGUGCUUAGCACAGGCGCCAGACUGCCGCCAAACGCAGUGACGAUAUCCAGCACCCCGCCCAUCAACGACGAGGUGGUGGUGGUGGGCGGUUCCGCAAGCGUGGUCACCACCGCCACGGGAUCCUCUUCCGAUGACGACUGUUUCGCUCCCUCAUCUCUUGACUCUUUGGAUUGCACCACAUGCUACACUGAGAAGAGUAGAGGCCGUCGCCUGGACAGCAGUGAAGUGCUGAUCCUUAGCCCUGGAGCUGGUGAUUCGGGUCUCGGGUUCGACGAUUCUCAUAAUCACAAUUUGGACACAUCCCAUGUCUCAGUGGUGACAGUCGGCGCAGAAGAAGUGCGGGUUCGAGACUCGGCGGCGACGCAUAUAGCGUUACCGCACAACGACCACGCCAGCAGACUUAGCCCUGAUAGCUUUGAAAGUCGCCGCUCUGACAGCGGUUCCGGAAGGUCGGAGAGGUCGCGCCGUGGUGAUGCGGACUCUUUGGCGACCACGGCCUCACAUGACUCUCCUCACCUUAAUGGCGGUGGACGGGUAAAUAAAGACAGUCAGAGCAUAGAAGAGAAUGGAGAAGCGGAAGUAGUAUUGAGAAGGAAACCGCAAGAGAACGUCAAUAGGAUACAGAGGUCUAAAGAAGACAUACAUAUGGCGAAUCUGAAGAAGAAGACUCGGAAGCGCACGAGGAAGUUUGAAAUUGACGGCGUUAUCGUUACUACUACAACUCAUAAGGUGAUAUGGGGCGACGAAGAAAGCGGUCGUACGUGGGACGACCACGCCCUGCGCAAACAGGAGUUGCGCGAGAUCAAGAUGCUGCAAAAGCAAGAGCAGAAGCAGUUCCAGGACCUCAGCGCUAAGGAGGCGCAGCUCAGGGAGCAGCAGGACAAGAGGUUCGAAGCGGAGUUGGCGUCCCUAUGUCGAGCUCAUGAAGCAGACUUGGAUACGUUGGCUCGCGCCCAAAGAGCGUCGGCAGAAAGGGCCGAACAGCAACUAGAAGCAGAGUUAAGGGCCCAAGCGAAGCGCCUUCGAGCAGACCACGAAAGAGAUUUGCGGCACUUUAGAGAUACGCUCAAGCAGGAGUUGCGGCUGCUUAAGCAGGAAGUAGAACUAGUCGCAAAGGACCGUCGUAAAGACGCGUACAGGCAGCGUCGAACGCGGCUGGACGCGGAGCACGCGGCCCGCGAGCGCGCGUUCGUCGCCUCGUUGGCCGAGAGCGGGGACGCCGUGCUCAGGCGCGUGCACGCCACGCACCGCGAGAGGCAGGCCUUGGCUGACAGGCAGCAUUUGCAGCAGAGGCAGCAGAUAAUGCGUACCCGAGAAGCAGCUCUCUGGGAAUUAGAAGAGAAGCAAAUCCACGAGAGACACCAGCUCGCGAAACGACAACUCAAAGAUGAGUUCCUGCUCAGACGGCAUCAGAUGCUGGUCAGGCACGACAAGGAGUUGGAGCAGAUUAAGAGGAAAAACCAACGCAAAGAGGAGGAGUUGGCGAAGUGCCAGGCGUUAGAGAAGAGAUCUCUUCCCAAACGUAUACGUGCGGAGCAGAAGGCGCGAGAGAUGAUGUUCAGGGAGUCUUUGAGAAUAGGAGCCGCCACUCACAGUCAUGAUGAUGAGAGGGAAAGACUUAAGAAGUUCCAAGAGAACGAGAAACGUCGUUAUCGAGCUGAACAGCAAAGACUGGCGACGAAACACGCGAAAGCCAGGGAAGAGCUGAAAGCAGCUGGAGAGGCGUUACUCCGCGAACUGGAGCAAUACCAGAACGAAAAGCGCAAAGCGCUGAUGAACCACGAGAGCAAUAAGAUGAAGACCAUCGAGGAGCGAUAUGGGCAAGAGUUGAAGGAGUGGCGUGCCACUUUGGGAGACAGGAAACAGGCCUUGGAUGAUGAAUUCGCCGCACAGUUAGAGGAGCAAGAGCGUCUGGCAGCCAACGCCAGGCUUCCGCCCCCAACCUCUACAAUGCCACAGCACAGCUCAACACUACAUUCAUCAAGAACAAGUCUUACGUCUAGCCAUUACGAGUAACUGUCAAAUAACAUUGUCAAUGCGUCGUCUGUCAGAAUGCAGACUGGUUUUUUAAAUGUGUCAAGAGAUGUCAAUUGUCACAGAUUAAGUCCGCAGAUUAUCAUUUAUCGGAACUUAAAUUUUCAUUCACCGAUUACAAAUUUUGAUAAUCGAAAAUAACUUAGACAUAGAUUUUCGUAUUCUUAUUAUGGUCUGAAUUGAUAUUUGUAAAUAGAUUAUAUUUUAAAUCAUUUUUAUCUUUGCUUUCCACUUAACAAUUAGCCUAUGUGUUCAGAAGAAUAAUGUUAAAUUUUACAAUAAAAUGGCCUAAUAAUAAGGAGCUUUGAAGUGCCAAAUAAAAAAUAUUUAUGGCUUUUUUGGAAUGGCGUUUCUAGGGUAAGGCGUGGUUAGUUUAGGAAUUGAGAGAUUCGAGGUGCUUUGUCGAGACUGCUUAACAUAAUCAGCCCCAAGUUUGCUGUUCCAAUGGUUCUCUUACUAUAGUUUUGAUAGUAGCAACGAUGGUAAAGGUAGAGGUACACAAUGCUAUUUGUGUACCUCUACCUUUGUGUACCUUUACCAUCGUUGCUAUCAGGAAAACCAUUGGUAAUUGCUACGAAUGGUAGCUGACCAUUGGAAAAACUUGGAGACUACCCGCACACGUAUUACAUAUAAAAACACAAACGACGCCAUUUUGAAUGGUUGGAACGUGUGCGGGUUAUGGGUUGUUUGAAAUUCAAAUUGACGGACUUAUUUUUUUAUUUCCAUAGAUAAGGUUGAAUAGUCAAAAUUUUUGUGAGUGUAUAUUUGUACAUACAUAUGCUUUUCGGUCUUUUUGACUUUUAGAUAGUAAGUGGAAAAUAUUUUUUCAUGUACAGUAUUUCUUGUCUACUUAUUUCCGUUCUAUAGGUUAACCAAAGACAAUCAGAACUACGGCUAGUCUCCUUUGUCUAUUUCCUUUUUAACAACGAUUGCACUGCACUAAUUUGUUAUGUAGAUUUAAGUGUUUCAAAGCCUAUUUUUAAACGAUUUUAUUCAAGAAUCUAUUAUUAAAUUAAAAUGCUCUCGCACUUCCCGUCACACACAUCCGGCCAAUGUUUCCUGUUUGAACUAAAGUAUGUUUAAUUAAACAGAACCUUCCAUACGCUUAACACCGUCACAUGUACAAACAUAUCUUUAGAGGUUUAUUUUCUAUGUACAAUAGCAUAAUUAAGAUUAUCAUACAAAAAGUUUAGUUUACUAAAUUAAUUUAUAAAAUGUUGAAGGUAGUUCUUAAAAUUUAUGAAAAGGACAGCCAAUGUCUCACAUAGUUUAAAUUAGUAAACUAAAACUUUUUAUAGUCCAUGCACUAGUAGACUUCGAUUGUUUUAGGUUCUUAAUCCGUUUGCAUUCUACUUAUAAUCUACUUAUAAACUCUUGUUAAUCAACUGGUUAAAAAGUGGGUAGUUACAAAUUUUAAACCAGUCAGUAUAUAACUCAUCAAGUAUUAAGAACUGAGAAAUUCCAAUGUUUGUAUACAACUGGUGAAUUAAAAGUUGGUAGUUGCAAAUUUUAAACAAGCCAGAAUAUAACACAUCAAGUAUUAAGACCGGAGAGAUUGUAAAGUUUAUAAACAACUGGAGAUUUACUUAAAUGUGGGUAGUUGCAAAUUUUAAACAAGUCAGUAUAUAACUCAUCAAGUAUUAAGACCAGAAGAAUUCCAAUAUUUGUAAAGAACUGGUGAUUUAAAUGUAGGUAGUUGCAAAUUUUACACAAGCCAGAAUAUAACACAUCAAGUAUUAAGACCGGAGAGAUUGUAAAGUUUAUAAACAACUGGGGAUUUACAUGUGGGUAGUUGCAAAUUUUAAACAAGUCAGUAUAUAACACAUUAAGUAUUAAGACCAGAGCAAUUCCAAUAUUUGUAAACAACUGGUGAUUUAAAUGUGGGUAGUUGCAUAUUUUCAACAACCCAGCAUAUAACAGAGUCCUUACUAUGAAACUUCCAAAAGUGAUCCUGACGAUUUUUGUAGUUCACCAUCCGUAGCGCUAAUGUUUGGAAUCCUUACCAGAGACUAGAGCUUGCUAAUGGAAGUUACAUAGUAAGGACCCUGCGUAAAUCUAAGACAAUCACAAAAGUAACGAUAUAUUUUCAUAAGGAAUUUGGAAAUUAGCAGUGAACACAUUAAAAUGAGAAUUUUGCUCAAACUGCUAACUUUUUAUACAAAUUUGGGGUCUUUUAAUAAUCGUAAAAGGUACCCGCGUUUUAUGAUAGUGAAACUUCUGUGUAAUUUUAGUUUAUAAGGGCCUUGGGGUCCAACGUGCAGACGGAUUUCUUUUAUUUAACAUGAUUAUUUGAUGUCGUUUUCAAUAUUAAUUUUACGCCAUCACGAUUCCAAAUUUGUGAUAUCUGUUAAUGGUAUAUUAGAAAUUCCAAGCUAAUUUAAUUUGUAAUAUAAUUGCCCAGGGUCUUUUGGGACAAUCACUUUUCGACGGCCGUGACCGUCUAGUUUGUAUGGAAAUUAUCACGUGACAGCCUGUAGAAGACCCACACGUGUUCGUGUAGGGUUGGUGGGUCGAAAAGUAAUUGUGUCUCAAGCACUAAGCGUAAGGUAAUUUCAAUUUGACAGAUUCUGUCAAAUGACAGUGACAGAAACAAACGACUGUCGAAAAGUGAUUGUGUCAAGCCCCAAGCGUAAGGUAUAUUCAAUUUGACAGAUGCUGUCAUAUGACAUUGACAGAAACAAACGACUGUCGAAAAGUGAUUGUCUCAAGCCCCAAGCGUAAGGUAAUUAAAAUUUGACAGAUGCUGUCAUGUGACAGAAACAUACGACUGUCGAAAAGUGAUUGUCUCAAGCCCCAAGCGUAAGGUAGUUAAAAUUUGACAGAUGCUGUCAUAUGACAGUGACAGAAACAUUCUUUAACUUUAUCACCUUUUUCUGUUUAUUAUCUAUGGUAAGAGAAAUAUUGAAAACGGCUAUAUACGAGAUUACCGCAGUAUUUAUGUAAUGUUUUAGUUUAAUGUAGACCUAGCCAUUUUAAAGUUAAUUUUAUUUUGUCUAUAUGCAGUAAAAAGUAAAUUAUUGUUACAACUUUUUGAAAUAUAAAGACCUUAAUUUGUA